Molecule: messenger RNA, 2112 nt
Organism: Mauremys reevesii (Reeves's turtle)
Lineage: Eukaryota; Metazoa; Chordata; Testudines; Geoemydidae
Gene: UMAD1
Product: UBAP1-MVB12-associated (UMA) domain containing 1
Exons: 5
Coding region: 102-512 (136 amino acids)
Source: RefSeq, a predicted model, not a curated record
AUGUUCAACCUUUUCCGAAAAAGCCAAGACUCUAAGAAGGUGUCAUUGCCAGAAAGAGAGGCAGAUGGAUUUGUUCUUUUGGUUUUAGGUUGAACUUUAAAAUGAAAUUUUUGAGAAUUACUCAUCGUAUAUAUGGGGAGACAGCAAUUUGCACAGAUGGGGAGAGAGAUCCAAAAGAUGUGCACAGUGAUACAAUUAAUGAACAGAGAAGAGCAUCUAAAGAUAAAAAUUCAUUUCCUGAGGCAGGACCUACAUACAGUCAACCUGUUCAGCCAAAUACAGAAAAACAUUCACAUUUGACUGUAGUGGGUGCUGAGGAGGGAAAUGAAACAAGUCAACAUUUGGAAAGCAAUCAUUUGAUGUCAGAGUUCCUCAAUGAUGUACCCUUCACCCUAGCACCCAAUGUGCUAGCAGUACAGGACAUCUCUAAUGGCCUUCCAGACCAGUUGCUCUCCUACAACAUCAAUGAUAAUUUAUCAAGAUUUUGGGAUGGAAAUGAAUGCCGAUUGUAAAUGAAGUCAUGCUAUUUUGCAUUACAAUAGGCAACUGAUGCUCCAGUCUCAAAUGCUGCGUUUUAAACUUCUGAGGAAAGUUUACAGGUUUAACUUUGUUAGUAUGACUGAGUAGAUUUUACUAUACUCAAAACGAAAAGCUAGUCAGCUUCUCCUUUUUUCCAGUAGACCUUGCUGUUCAUCUUACCAGGUCACUUGGGUCUCUCUUUCUCUGUCUUUCUCAAGGGUUUUCUCUCUAACUGCCCUGCAUUUGCUGUUUUUUCUCAUUGCCACAUGUGUUCCUGAUUUAUGCAUAGAUCAGUUUUUCCUUUUUAACCUUUGUGCCCCCUAAAGAAAGAAAUCUCAGGAUAUGUACUUUUAAUGGUCAUACCCUUGGUUUUUUUUUUAAUUGUGGCCCAAAGAUACAGAUGGCAGUGUUUAACUACUACAAAACAUUAAAUUGUUCCAUACCCAACUAAAUACCUAAAAAUUCAUUUCAAGCCUUGAAUAUGCAUAUUUUAUUAUAGCUAAAACCUAACUAAAUUGCUGUUGCCCAAUGAACUGCUCACUGAAGUCUUUUGUGGGUUGUGUGAAGAAUUCUCUGUGCCAUAUGCAAGAUUAAAUUUGUUUUGACUAUCAGGAAAAAAAUAUAUUUACUGUGCCAACUGUAAGUGGGUAUUUUCAUAAGAAAUGUGUGACAUAGGAUAUUUAAAAACAUACAUACAGAUUUUCACAUGUGGGUGCUUUUAAGAUGUUUGGGAUAAUAAAUACCACAAAUGAUAGAGAAGCUAUGUUGUAAUUACAUUUUGGUUUGUUAAAUGAUCUUAUUUUCUCAGAUUUUUUUCUGGAAAACCUAUGCAUUUCAUUAGUUUGUUUGCAGUCUGUAUCUGUUAAGUUUAUAAAUAUGCUUUGAGCUACUUGUUUUCAGGGAAAAUAUCUAUUGCACUUAAAUAACAGCUGUGGUUAAAUAAUAUAUUAACAUGGUGGGUCUUUUUAAACAUAUAAGAGAAUGCCAUUAUUAUCUAAUCCUUACAUACAUAGUACAUUACAGUCAGGAUUAUCCCUACAACAGGGGAGAUACUGAAUAAGUUUGGAUAACCAAGAGAAUUUUCAGUGUCACUAAUAAAUAUCAGGGGUAUGACUUUUUAUUUUUAAAGAAAAUGGAGUUUCACAUAAGGGACAUUAUGAAUAAUCUAGUUUAUACUAUAUUUUCUGUGUUGUGCCCAUAGAUUCCAGUGGCACAUCUGGCACUGAUGACACUGUAUUCUAAGGUUACCUUUUGUGAUCCAAGAAGUGCUAAGAUUUUACAGAGAGGGAAAACAGAUUUUUAAUAAGUUGGUUAGAAUCUAUUUCUGUGCUGAAUCCCUUGGCUAGUGGGGGACGUUAAUUAAAUUCUGGUUUUCAGUGCUAAACUCAAUUCUCAUGUUUCUUUUGCAUUUAACCUUCAAACUUCUACCUAUUUUGAAAACGGCAUAUUCCUGUUCAUAUUGUUUUUCAUCCCAUAACUGAUAUUUGUCCUCAACUCAGCCAUUCCAAGAGCAGAAUUGCAAAACAGAGAUGAGUAUCCAACAAACCCAUAGAACUGGUUCUUUCCAUAUUAGUAGACUUGUAAAUACACUUU